Molecule: messenger RNA, 3087 nt
Organism: Magnolia sinica
Lineage: Eukaryota; Viridiplantae; Streptophyta; Magnoliopsida; Magnoliales; Magnoliaceae
Exons: 2
Coding region: 95-2659 (854 amino acids)
Source: RefSeq, a predicted model, not a curated record
UCAACUCGAACCUGGUCUCCCCUCCAAUCUCAUUUCAAAUCCGCCCUCCCAAACGGAUCUCACAGAGAGAGAACGAGAGAGAGAGAGAGAGACCAUGAACAAAGCAGCGAUGCUUGGCAGCAGGAAAAACUCUCUUCCAGCAGCAGAAACACCUCACCCAAAGACCCAAACGAAGAAAAAAGCAAACCCCAGAAAUCCAUUGAAGGAACUCAACACCACCUCUUCUUCUUCUUCUUCCACCUCCAUUGAAGCCCCAAGGGGCUGUUUCAGGUUCCUUCUCUCUUCAAAUUCCUCUUCCAAAACUACCCUCCCCAGAUCCAAAUCCCUCACCAAAACUCCCAAAUCAGCCCCAAAUGCGACUCAAAAAGCUGCUUCGAACCCCAGACUCAAACCCCCCCAGAAAAAUCCCACGAAACCCAGAUCACAGAUUCCGAAGAAACCGAGAAGCUCGUAUCUCCUUCACUGGCAAAAUGGUAAGAAAUCUGGUUCCCGAGGGCAAUCCUCAGCAGAGAAUGAUGCAGGUAAGCUUCCCCAACCGAGUUUUGCUGCGGUUUUGGAUGAGAAUGGCACUCCUGUAAAUAAGUUGGCAUCUGGUUCUUGUUCGGAUUCCACUGAUGAUACGAUUUUGGGAAGGCUAUCCGUAAUCCCACCUCCUAAUAUGAGGUUUAGGGCAUUUUUUGACAUGAAUGGCAGUCCUGUUAAUAAACUGGCAUCUGGGUCGUGUUUGGUUUCUACCCCUAGCAAGGCCUUGGAAGAGCACUCUACAACACCUCCUCUGCUGGCCUCUAUAUCUCCAAAAAUCGAUACUGUUAAGCCUGCAACGCCUCCUCUGCUGGUCUCUAUAUCUCCAAAAAUUGAUAACAUUAAGCCUUCUGAGCUGAGCUUUCGGCCAGUUUUACAUAUCAGUGGCACUCCUCUGAAUAAACUGGCAUCUGGGUCUUGUUUUGUUUCUACCCCUGACAAGGUCAUGCAAGGGCAUCACUCCACAAUGGCACUGCCCGACAUGAGUUUCAGGACAGUGAAUAGCACUCCUGUAAAUAAACCGGCAUCUGGGUCUUGUUUAGUUUCUACCCCGGACAAAGCCUCGGAAGAGAACUCCACAAUCACACCCCCAGUUCAGGCCUCGAUAUCCCCAGAAAUCCAAUGUGGGUCUUCUUUGGUUUCGACUCCCUCAUGUUUUGCUGCGGGCCAUGUUAUUGUCGGUGUCUCUGACAGGAGGAAAUGCAGGCCAAGAGGACUCUUGACCGUCGGGGAAGAGGUUGAGAUUCUGGGGUUUUGUGAUAACAGGGCGUCAUUGAUCCCUGUGCCUGCUGAGGCAUCCAUGCAUUGGCACUUGUCACCUUCUGAGUCUGCAAAAAAGGGCGUGAUUCAUAAUGGGUCGCCUGAGCUUGAAGGGUUGGUGGGCCCCACUGCAUUGGUUGAUGUGGGGUUUUCAGAUGGUGGCAGCAGCGUUAGGCUGUCUAUGGUUGCUUCCCCUGCUGAGGCUUCUAUGAAUUGGAAGUUGGCUCCUUGUGGGGGUGAAAGGAAGGGUGUCAAUCAGAAUGGUUUACCUGAAUUUGAAGGAUCUGUGGGGCCCACUGUAUUGGGAGAGGAGGGUCACCUGGGGUCCUCUGAUGGCUGUAGUAGUGUUAGGGUGUCUAUGGUUCGCCCCCCUGCUGAAGCUUCUAUAAAUUGGUUGUUGUCUCCUUGCGACGCUACAAAGAAGGAUGUUCUUGAAAAGGGGCCACUUGAAUUUGAAGGAUUGGUGGGACCUGCUAGACUUGUUUCAGAAGCUUCGCGUUCAUCUGGUCAUGAGUUUUGUGGUUCUUCAAUCACUAAUGCUGCUAGUCCUUGUCCACCAAUUGUAGAAGGUCAAGCAACUUCAUAUGGACAUAAAGUUCUUGUGCCCCAGGAAGAGAUAGGAUAUCGAUAUGAUCAAAUGAUAGAGAAUUCUCCUUUUUCUGGGGACUCCUGGGCCAGUCACAAUGUCAUUUGUACACCAGUUUCAGAUUCGAGUUCAGGAAGACAGGUGGGGUUUUCUUGGUCGAAAUUGGAGGAUCUUUCUGACUGUCGGUUUGAACUUAAUUCAAUGGCAGAGAUCCUUGAAACCAUGAGCUUGUCUCCAAAGGGGCAGGUUGAACCUUGUGACCAGACUGGUGUGUUGCCUUCGCGUGGUCUGAAUUUUCAGCUAUCAUGUCCAGUAACGCCUUCCAAUUCCAUUGAUCGAGCCCAGCUACUAAAGCCUUUGAACGAUCAAAAAUUUGGAAGAGAAGAAUUUUGCAGAUGGGAGGGAGGGGCGUCCAGUUCAAAAUUUGAGAAUACUUCUCAAAUGAGGAUAUCAUGGAGGGAAGGACUAGUUAGUAGGAUUUUUGAGAUGGAUGAAUUGGAUUGCUGUCAAUGGCUUUCAGAAGAAGAGGAAGAUGAUGAUUAUUGCAAGAAUGAUCAGUUUAAUUCUGAUUUUGGUCUUGAAUUCGAUCAAAAUGCAAGUAAUUCUGCAUCAACUGAUCAAAAUGAUCAGAGGUUAACCAAUGGCUUUGGAUCUACGGAAUUUGUGUAUGAUGUACAAGAUGAUGAGAAAACUGAAGUGAAGCUUCCUCCUCCUGAACCCAUUUCAUGUGCAGAAUCCAUAAGCACAGAUGGAGGUGGACUGGUUGCAUCAGGUGCUGGAUUCUCACACUAGUCCAAUUGGGGCCUACGACACUCCUCUAAAGUGGUGGCUUUCACUUGGCUUGUGGGCCAGAACUAGAUCCUGACCGUCAACAACUUGCGCAAGAGUGCUAUGGUGCUUCCAAAUAUCCAUCUCCUGUCUCAAAGAUGCAGAAGCGGUGGAUCAUUUUAUUUAUCCGCUGCCUUUUCGUGAGAGAAAUCUGGAGCAGUGUCCUCUCGGCCUUUUAUACUUCGUGGGUGAUGCCAAAUUCUAUUGAAAUGCUGCUUCAAUUCUAGCUCAUGAGUGGGGGGAAGGACAAGAGGUCCAGAUGGAGAGGAGUGCUUCUAGCUGUUCUCUAGUCCUUGCGGGGCAGGAGGAAUGGUCAGAACAAGAAAUUUUCGUCGACUGGGGUUAUUAGUAGGAUGAAUCUUUCUAUCAGGGAUUGGGUGCCUCAAUUGGCU